AUGCUACAUGAUGGAUGUAUAUAUAAGCAUAGCCAUGCUAUAGUGGAAGCAGAGUCACUGGUAGCUUGGUAUCACACAGCACUAAGAGCUACUUGUAGUAGUGGUGGAACCUCAGUGAAUACACAAAGUCACACAGAGCUUGAAUUCAGCCCUCUAGAGGUUAUAGCAGAUUGCAUUUUCUACUCCACCUUACUCACUGAAUAUGCCACGGCUGAAGUAAUCAUUGGUAGCACCAUGCAAAUAGGGACUUGGAGAAACCAACCAGCUAGUGGUAGGGGCAUCUAUCACAGGAGCGCGCCAUUUAAUGGGGCUAAGGGGGAUGGGAUCUCUGGGAGCUGUUCUAAUAGUAUUUAG
Molecule: messenger RNA, 354 nt
Organism: Aspergillus novofumigatus IBT 16806
Lineage: Eukaryota; Fungi; Ascomycota; Eurotiomycetes; Eurotiales; Aspergillaceae
Exons: 3
Coding region: 1-354 (117 amino acids)
Molecular function (GO): glucan endo-1,3-alpha-glucosidase activity
Source: RefSeq, a predicted model, not a curated record